Molecule: messenger RNA, 2887 nt
Organism: Bolinopsis microptera
Lineage: Eukaryota; Metazoa; Ctenophora; Tentaculata; Lobata; Bolinopsidae
Product: protein tyrosine phosphatase domain-containing protein 1-like
Exons: 14
Coding region: 35-1894 (619 amino acids)
Biological process (GO): cilium assembly; protein dephosphorylation
Cellular component (GO): cytoplasm
Molecular function (GO): protein tyrosine/serine/threonine phosphatase activity; protein tyrosine phosphatase activity
Source: RefSeq, a predicted model, not a curated record
AGGCCUAGGUAUGCAGAAGAUAUGUUAGCAUGGUAUGCAGGUUGUCUCUCAAACUCCUACAACAACUCACCAUAAUCCCAAGUCUGUAAAUGCCUCUUAUUCUCGUCUAUCUGAGGCUUUCCGACAUGUGACUGCUGGACCUCUCCAAUGUCAGGUUUUCUGUGGUGGAAAGUCGUGCAAGUAUGAGAGGUCAGAUGUGUGGAGUGCCGAGCAGAUGGCUAUCCCUGGCUUGUUUUCUCACUGGGUGACGGAUAAUAUUCUUGCAAUGGCAAGACCAAACUACACCGAGAUGAAGAAACACAGUAUGAUAGACUCUUUUAAAAAAUCAGGCAUCACUGCUAUUAUAAAUCUUCAAGAAACAGGUGAACAUGCCAGCUGUGGAAAUUCGCUUCACAGUUCAGGCUUCAGUUACGAUCCCAUAGAGUUUAUGGAUAACGAAAUUUACUAUUAUAACUUCAAUAUCCAGGACUACUCAGUACCCCUACAACGAUUCCUACUGGAUAUCUGUAAAGUAGUGACCUUUGCACAGAGUGAAGGUUGUGUGGCUAUACAUUGCCAUGCUGGACUGGGACGAACUGGUGUGGUGAUAGCUUGCUUUCUUGUCUAUCAUCACAAGAUGAAACCUAAAGAUGCAAUUCUGCUGGUGAGAAAGAACAGGCCACGGUCCAUCCAGACGAGAGGACAACUGAAAGCUGUAUUUCGUUUCGCUAACUUUCUUUCUCCACUAUGGAUACAAUUCCCUUCACAUGCGCCGUUGUUACCAAGCUACAACCUUGAAGAGAUUAUAGCAAAUCAGAAAAUAGUUCUUCACGGCACCGAGGGGAAGACACUCAAGUACACCCCAAAGGUUGUUUACAUGGUAUGUUGCUGGGUGAUGGAGAAAGUAGGACAGCCCACCAGUGUUCUCCACAAGAGGAUCAGAGCUAAUAACGAAGUUUCAAGACCAGUCACGUGUCCUUCAAGUUACCAGUUUUGUUUGCAGCAGUAUGAUCUAGAUGAAGAUGACCUAGACUCGCUGAACGGAGCCGAGUGUACAGAGAAAGAAGUGGAGGAACUUGAGAGACUGAUGUCAACUACAGGGGUCUUCAGGAGAUCCAGGAGUGUGGAGAACGUACCCGACCUCCCUUCUCCUUCUCAUCCCUACGAUAUCAGGAUCAACAAGAUAUCACAUCGUCUGAACCUGAGUCCCAGGUCUUCCCGGACACAGACCCACAUCAACCAGGACCAGGCCAAUUCUUCUGACACUGUUGUGUCGUCUGACUCUGUGGAGGCACCGGAGAAUGACCUACUUCAGGAGGGAGACUCGGCCAGCAUCCUAGAUCUACACAACAUCUCAGAAGAUGCUGACACUGCAAUCAAGCAGUUUCUAGCGGGGGUAUCUGGUAAAGAGUUACAGGAUGGAGAAGGCAGUGGUGCGAAGUACGAUAUAGAUCUGGUCAUAUCUCAGAUAAACGUGGGCGUCUGGGAGUCAACGAGUGACUUGGCACCGUUCCAGCUAGGGAGCCUUCUGAAAGCCUGGUUUAACUCUCUCUCCAAACCGGUCCUCAGCGUGUUCGAGAUGGAGGCUCUGUUGAGAAAGUGCGAUAUCAGAGUCAGAAACGAGGGUGAAACAACUCCAAAGUACUUGGAGAGGCUUGCAAACGCUUUUGAUACGCUGUCUCCGCCCUUGGUUGCUACCGUUCAUUGUCUGGCAACUGCUUUCGCAGUGCUUCUUUAUGGACCAUUUCAUCUUAAAAGUGGCGAGGUUUUCUCAAUUUUACAGCAUCUCCUCACUCAAAAAGACACUAAGGGGAGUCAAGAUACGGUAGAGUUAAAACGGUUAAGUCCUAUACUGACAGCGUUACUGCAUUCGAAACGCAACGAAAUAUUGCGAGUUAUGAAGCCCAGUAAAUAAAGGAACAUUGUUGUGGUUAUAAGAUGGCUCAAAUAUAUUUGUUACCAUUUUAUCUUAAUCAUAUUCUUAGCCGAGAUCAGCAUCACACAUUUUAACCUCAUAACUACUUUUUCAUCUACAGAUCUACAGUUCUUUAAAGAUCAUUGCGAGAGAUUUUACCUUUAUUUGGGGUCGUUCACAUGAUCAAUUUGUUGGCAGUUUUACACAUCCUCCCGAUCCCCCAUUCCUGGCAGCAAUAUUACGACAUCUUAUUCGGCCCCAAGAUCCAAACCUAAAGAUCCGGCAUCAGCCGUUUUCAUUUGAAAACCUCUCCCCCUCGGCUGAUUACGUAAUAUGUGAACGACCCUUUUUUAACUUAGUUAAUCACUAAACCUUUGCAUGAUAUACAUAGGAUAGGAAAUUAUUUAUUCUGAGAUAACGAAACUAUUUCUUAUUAGCUCUUGACUGAGGCCUUGCUAGCGCACUGUCAAGUUUUAUCAUUCAUAUUUUGUUCAUUUUAUCAUCCACAAGAUGGACCAAAAUAUGCUGAACAUUUAAAUUAACUCUACACAUGGGAAACUGAGCAGUAUGAGUAUUGGGUCAGCUUCCUUUCGUGUUGGGAGCAACUGGAAUAAUUGGAUGUUCAGUUUAUUUUGGCCCAUCCUGUAUAUUUCUUAUCGAUUGAGGGUCAGUAGUUUUAAUCUUUGCGUUCCGACACGCACAGUUCCGAUAUUUUAAUUUAAAGUCAUGUAUUUAAGUCUUUAUACGAGUUGUAAAUAUUUUAUGUAGUUGCUAACAAUAUACAAAUGCAUGCGUUAUUUUUUGUAAAGUGUCAGUCCUGUUGUGACCAGUAUUUUGGAUAGUGGCGUCGGAAGGAAAUUAAAUGUUGGAUUUCGCGGCUCAGUUUGCCACACAUUGCGUGUAUCUUUUUCCGGCAAGCACUGCAGCGAGUCUUUAAGAUUUAAAAAUAUAUGGUCAUACUGGAACAAGAAAACGAUUUUAUUAUUUCAUGUG